GAAUUUGACGUGGAUACAUAAACUUGGAGCAAUGCAAUCUGAACUUUAAGCGCAGCAUCAUCUCUUUAUAUUUAACGUAACUUAUUUGAUGACAACAAUAAAAGCUUUAAUAAUAACGUUAUGUUAGUUAAUCCGAUGAUGAUGAUGAGACACAUGAGAGGAUUCACGCAGACUCUCGCACCCUGACACCAGCGGGUUUAUCCGGGCGUGUGGAGGCUCAAGCUCACACAUAUGAAUGCCAUGCCGAAUAAAAUCAAGAAGGACAAGGAGUCACCAAAGUCCGCAAAAGUGGGCAAAACAGGAGGACAGGAGAACUCAGAUCAUGAGGGUUCAAAUAAGAAGGGCAGUAACAGCGUCCCACCCACCACACAACUGCUGAAGGGCAAACAGUCUGGAUCUCAAGCCACGGUUAAAAAAGACAAGAGACAAAGCUCGUCUAGAUUCAGCCUGAGCAACAAUCGAGAACUUCAGAAGCUGCCCGCGUUCAAAGAUGUUCCUCCCGCUGAGCAGGAGAAGUUAUUCGUGCAGAAACUGCGUCAGUGUUGCGUACUUUUUGACUUCGUGUCCGACCCCCUGAGCGACCUAAAAUGGAAGGAGGUGAAGCGGGCGGCUCUCAGCGAGAUGGUGGAGUACAUCACUCAUAACAGGAAUGUCAUCACAGAGCCCAUCUAUCCUGAGGUGGUUCACAUGUUUGCAGUGAACAUGUUUAGGACAUUACCACCGUCAUCUAAUCCGACCGGAGCGGAGUUUGACCCAGAGGAGGAUGAACCCACUUUAGAAGCGGCCUGGCCACACCUGCAGCUUGUUUAUGAAUUUUUCCUGCGGUUUUUAGAGUCGCUAGAUUUUCAGCCAAACAUAGCCAAGAAAUACAUUGACCAGAAGUUUGUGUUGCAGCUCCUGGAGCUUUUCGACAGUGAAGACCCCAGAGAACGAGAUUUUUUAAAGACCACUCUGCACCGCAUUUAUGGAAAGUUUCUGGGACUCCGAGCCUACAUCAGGAAACAGAUUAAUAACAUUUUCUAUGGAUUCAUCUAUGAAACCGAGCAUCAUAAUGGAAUAGCUGAGCUACUGGAAAUAUUAGGAAGCAUCAUUAAUGGCUUCGCUUUACCUCUGAAAGAGGAGCACAAAAUCUUCCUGUUAAAGGUCCUGUUGCCUUUGCAUAAAGUGAAGUCCCUCAGUGUGUAUCACCCGCAGCUGGCAUACUGUGUGGUCCAGUUUCUAGAAAAAGACAGCACACUAACUGAGCCUGUGGUCAUGGCUCUUCUGAAGUACUGGCCAAAGACUCACAGUCCAAAGGAAGUGAUGUUUCUCAACGAGCUGGAGGAGAUCCUGGACGUCAUCGAGCCCUCAGAGUUUGUCAAAGUGAUGGAGCCGCUCUUCAGACAGCUGGCCAAAUGCGUCUCCAGUCCUCAUUUCCAGGUGGCAGAGCGAGCGCUGUACUACUGGAAUAAUGAAUACAUCAUGAGUUUAAUUAGCGACAACGCUGCCAGAAUCCUGCCCAUCAUGUUCCCUUCGCUGUACCGAAACUCCAAAACCCACUGGAACAAGACGAUUCACGGUCUGAUCUAUAACGCGCUGAAGCUGUUUAUGGAGAUGAAUCAGAAGUUGUUUGAUGAUUGCACUCAGCAGUUCAGAGCGGAGAAAAACAAAGAGAAAGCAAAGUGGAAGGAGCGCGAAGAGGCGUGGAUAAAGAUCGAAAAUCUCGCCAAAUCAAACCCACAGUUCCUCAGGUACAUCGACUCCACCAGCUUCAGCUGUCCUAUGGAUAUGGAGACAGACGGACCGAUGCUUGACGAUGUCAUGAUGUUGAAAAAGACCGUGGAGGAAGAGGCCACUCAGAUCCACAGAGACCAGCGUAGGGAACGUCCCCUGAUGCGACGUAAAUCAGAGCUGCCUCAGGACACGUCGACGGUGAAGGCCCUUGAGACGCAUCGGCGCGCAGAAGACAUGAUCGCCCAGGAAGGUCACUAAAGCACCACAGACUCCCAAAACCAGCCCAGUCUCACCCCGCCACACACAGGCCGGUCCAGUACAGCACUGAUGGCAGAGGCACACGGCAGCGCUGGUGUGAUCCACAGACAUACCCAGUUCUGUUCUCCAGAAGCAACCGCGCCAGUGCCCGUCCUACAAGCAGGCCCUCUCGAGUCAUCUCUCAUUCUGGCUUUAUUCUCCUUUUGUUUGUUUAUCAUGCCUGUAGCAAUUCUCCUCAUACUGUUGUGCUGACAAACGCUGCAGGACCGGUCAGUUUUAACACAAGAGCACUUGAAGCCUGGCUGGAGUGAGUGAAUGAAUGAUUCUCAGGUUGUUUGGAGGCAGAGAACGCAGCGUUUCGAACCGCCCACCUUUUGGCCUCGGUUUUAGCUGGUCCAUGUGUUUUCCACUUCGGCUGUGGGAACUUUCAUUUUAGUCUUACUGUUCGACAAAGCCGACUGUGUUUUAGCAUUUGACAUGUGCUGGUUUGUCUUUUGAAAUGUCAAAAGAGAACUCGCCAGUGCAAAUACCUUCCAUUUUUCCCGAAAAUAUUUUUCGAGUUGGCAAUAAGUCCGUCCGGGGAGAUUUUGGUUGUUCAAACAAUGGCUUGUUUUUUUCCCUGACUCAUUGCAAAUAAUUGCUUUUAGAAAUACAUGCAUUCAAGCUUUUAACAGGCAAUAUUUAAUAACGUUUUCUUUGUGCGUUUUUUGACCAAGCCUUUAUUUGCAGAGUGCCUUUUUCGGACCUUACCUUUACGACAAACAUUUGAUCAACUUUUCAUCUGUAAAUGCGUUACUUGCAUUUUUACGAUCACGCGCGUUUUCAUUUCACUUGAAAAUGACGUCAGAAUUAACAAAUUUUUUUUGGGACCUGAACAAGCCCAACGAAGGACAAAGAGACUUUCCUGACAAACUUGAACGCCUUUCGUUGUCUUUCGUAGUUUAAAAAAAUUAUAUAUUUUUUAACCAUUGUUUGAACUUCCAGUAAAUUUCACCUGAUUUAAGCUACACCGCAAGUCUUUCAUUGUUUCCCGUAUGUCUGACCUAAUUUAAAGAUGCCUGCAGGAUUGUUUAUUAUCGGCUCACAGAAACUUGUUGAUGUUCGAUUCGAAUGUGCAAAUUUAAACAGAUAAUGCAUUAGUUUUCUCUAUCCCAACCUGUCUUGCUUUUUGUUUAUAAUUAAAAUGUCCCCCUCUGUAGAGCUAAAACCAUAUCCUAAAACGUUAUUUUUUUCUUCCGGAGUAUGCCGGUGUCAAUAACAUCAUUUAAAAAGUCUCCUUACUUUGAGCUGGAAGCUUUUAUUGUGGUGAUUUUCAGUUUCUGUUUUUACUUCAUGGCAGAAAUUAAACGCAAAGUGACUUAGUAUGACUCUUCCCUCGACUCAAUGGCUUCAUCUGAUAUUGUACAUAUGAUGUACUGUAAUGAUCCAUCUGUUAUUGAAUGGUAGAUCUCUUUAUUUUGUACAAAUGUUUUUGUGUACAGAUGAAAACCGUUUAUUAGCCACUUGCAGACAGUUGGUAUUUGACAGACUUCUGUAACUGCGUUAGAAACGUUUAGAAUUUCAUUUCUAAAGUGUUUUUUAUCUUUGUAAUUCUGAACUUUUUCUGUCUCUGCAUUCAGCUGUCUGAAGAGAUUGUCAUAAAUUAGCCUUUAUGUGCUUUACUCAGUCUCAAGUGGUAUAUGUCUAUAUACAGGAAAUAAAGAAAAUGUGUUUUAUAUUUUCAUCUUAACAGAA
This is a messenger RNA of Paramisgurnus dabryanus, 3705 nucleotides long. It is a transcript of the gene ppp2r5cb, whose product is annotated as protein phosphatase 2, regulatory subunit B', gamma b. Gene Ontology annotation, biological process: signal transduction; protein dephosphorylation. Gene Ontology annotation, molecular function: protein phosphatase activator activity. Gene Ontology annotation, cellular component: nucleus; protein phosphatase type 2A complex; cytosol. Lineage: Eukaryota; Metazoa; Chordata; Actinopteri; Cypriniformes; Cobitidae. The record is from RefSeq and is a predicted model, not a curated record.